AGCUCUAAGUUACUCCCGGCGACGGCCAUUCCACUCAACGCCAAAUGACGACCAUCCCCUCCCGUCUCGCGCAAGUAACACGCAUAUCAAGCAACCCGGCCGAGGCACGUACUCGAGUCAUCGACUUGUACAGAGCCUGGGUUCGCGCGGCCCCAGAAAUCGUCGAACUUUACGCGCUCCCCGUUACACCCGCAUAUGUCCGACACUGCAUCCGCCAAAAGUUCGAGGCCAAUCGGCACGUCACGGACCAGCGAGCCAUCGAGGUCCUCCUGCUCAAGGGCAGACAAGACCUCCAGGAGACACUGAAUAUCUGGAAACAGCCGGAUCAUGUAAUGGGGAUACUCUUGCAACCCAACGAGAGACCACAAAGGUCGUUCUUGCAGAAGUUCUAUGAAGGAAGGGACGAGGAUGCUGUCCGACCUGCCGCAUCAGGAGUUGUGUAGACUUGGCGGAGGACUGUUACUUUCCAACUUACCCAACGUGUUGCAUCCCUGAUAAUGAAGCGGUAUAUCCUGGAAGCAGCUCUUCUUGAGUUCCUUUUUCUCGCGUCGUGACAUUACCAAGUACCUAAGAAGGUAGGCGGGCUAUCAUACAUCAACGUUCAACAGUUAGCGCGUGCAACCUCGG
Pisolithus orientalis is the source of this 627-nucleotide messenger RNA. Its product is annotated as NdufA6 NADH-ubiquinone oxidoreductase 14.8 kDa subunit. Gene Ontology annotation, biological process: response to oxidative stress. The transcript has 3 exons. Lineage: Eukaryota; Fungi; Basidiomycota; Agaricomycetes; Boletales; Pisolithaceae. Bases 45 to 443 code for a protein of 132 amino acids. The record is from RefSeq and is a predicted model, not a curated record.